AUGAAACUUAACAGGGUUAUAGUGAGGACCUCCAAGAUAUUUUAUAAUGGAUGUUUCAUCCUACCUCCCCACCCCGCUCCGAAGUGGGUAGGGGUGAGAAGGGAUUCCCUGAAUGGAUCUGGCUCUGCCCGUGAAACGGGGCUGGUUGUGCCCAUUAACAUCAAUCUCCAUUUCUUCUCGUUUGCAGUAACCGAACAUGAAGGAGAGGUGCUGAGACUCAGCAAAGUCAGCCGAAUGGACAUGGGGGCCUAUUUAUGCAUCGCUUCCAAUGGCCAUCCCCCAACGGUCAGCAAAAGAAUGUUGGUCAGCGUCGAUUUUCCCCCGAUGCUCUGGAUACCCCACCAGCUCAUAGCGGCGGGCAGGGGCAGCACAGUCGUCCUUGAGUGCUUUACAGAGGCCCACCCCACUUCUCUCAACUACUGGACCAGAGGGGACGGCAACAUGAUCUAUGAUUCAGACAAAUACACUAUAGAAAACCGGGUGGGGAACCCCGAAUACAAGAUCCACAUGCUGCUCACGGUGAAGUACCUCACUUCCGACGACUUCGGUACUUACCGGUGCGUGGCUAAGAAUCCCCGCGGGGAGACGGACGGUACCAUUAAGGUAUACGAUUCGGGACCGCCCAUGACGACCAACGUUCCCUUAACGACCGAAGUCGAAUUGUUCGAGAACAUCAACAAUCAAGUAUGGGAUAAACCUACCCCCCGAACACGCAAGAAGCCUAAUUCCCUGCCUAUAAGUGGGAAGAACGGAGAAAGCGAGGAGAAUAAGCUGAAACUUGAGGAUAACAGUUUAAAUCUUCCAGCCGUCGCAAUGGAUGCAGGUACAACUCUGAGGUGGCCCACAUACAUGCAUCUGCUCCUUCCUGCGAUAUACGUCCUAAGAGACCAUAUCUUUUGAAACACGAGUAAAUAAUUAUGAAUGCAUUAUUACCAACCCUACCUCCUACGUUCAAAAGUCACGGGUGAACACUAUACGUGGAUAAGGAUUCGAAGGACAAUAAGAGACGACAAUCCAGACGAUAUGGUGCACAUCACAGCACGAAAGAGAAGUGGUGACUGAACUCGAAUACAUCGGGCACAUGAAAACAGCCACAUACAUAAAUGUGUAUAAUUAUGAAUGUUUAUCCAUGUGAACACAAAAGACGCUCAAAAACCAUCACUGAAACAGCAGGCUACUGCUUAUAUCAUACAUACAUACAUACAUACAUACAUACAUACAUACAGGGUCGGUGCGUGGAUUUGUGGGCCUCAAUUAGAAAAAUAGAAAUUAAGACGAAUUUUUAAAAGUUAUUUUCCAAAAGAAAAUUCUCUGUUAACAUAGUAAUAUGCAUAAUAAUGUGAGGAAUAAUACUUCCUCAUUCUGCAUUUCGUGUUUUCGGUAGUGGUUUAUUCGUCUUAGAAUAAGGAAAAGGCUUCCAACGGUCACUCA
Messenger RNA from Macrobrachium nipponense, 1431 nucleotides. Its product is annotated as contactin-4-like. Gene Ontology annotation, cellular component: neuron projection. Lineage: Eukaryota; Metazoa; Arthropoda; Malacostraca; Decapoda; Palaemonidae. The record is from RefSeq and is a predicted model, not a curated record. The coding region runs from base 1 to 900 and encodes 299 amino acids. The transcript is spliced from 8 exons.